Physcomitrium patens is the source of this 554-nucleotide messenger RNA. NCBI's taxonomy places the organism in Eukaryota, Viridiplantae, Streptophyta, Bryopsida, Funariales, Funariaceae. The record is from RefSeq and is a predicted model, not a curated record.
GAAAGUGGGGGACGGUCGGAUCAGUUGUGCCACGUUCUAGAUCGCAUAUAACCGGUCGAUGUGGGCCCAGAUCUGGCCGAAUCUCCCGGUCUCAGAUCACACCUUUUGGUGCUCAAAUGUUAGGGGUGGCGGGCUUAAAUUUCCGCACAGCUGAUCUAGGACAGAUUGUCAUUCAGGGAAGGUCAGUGUUGCUCACCAGAUCGACCCUCGUUGCCUGUGCCCGCUACUACCUGGUCUGCAAUCUGUACAAGUGCAAUGGUUGCUGUACUGUCUGCCGUAUCAUUCUGAUGCAGUAUGGUUGCUUUGGCGAGAGUUUCUGGACGAGGGUGAGCGAUUGUGUUAGUGCCGGCAGCACUGUGUCUGAUACUGAGGCAACGUUGACAAAGAGGCGGCUGCGUUUGUCAGAUUCCGUCAGUUGGUUGCUUCGAACAGUGCGUUUUAGUUUGAUCGAUGUGCUGCGCGGCAGCGGAUCAGCUUAAGUGGGUGGAGCUGUGUGGGUUUCGUCCUUCCUCCUGUUAGAGAAAACUGCGCACGGCGAGGUCGAGCGUUAACAA